UUGGUAAGCAAAAGUGUAAAAAAUUAUAUUUCUUGUUCAUUAGAAAACAAAAAUGGUCAAAAUGGUCUAGUGAAAAAUUAUAUGCUAGUAAUGGAAUACGCUAAUGGUGGUACUCUCAAAGAAUAUUUGAAGAAAAACUUUAAAAAUCUUAAUUGGGACGAUAAAUAUAAUUUGGCAUACCAAUUGUCCUGUGGUAUAUCAUGCUUACACAAUGAAGGAAUAGUGCAUCAUGAUUUGCACUCUUGCAAUGUGUUAGUUCAUCGAGAUACUAUAAAGCUGACUGAUUUUGGUUUGUCAGAAAGAAUCGGUACAUCAUCUGCAUCGUCUAAACAAUCAGAUUUAUAUGGAAGUAUUCCUUAUAUUGAUCCAGUAAAAUUUAGAGAAAAAAAGUGUUCUUUAAAUGAAAAAAGUGACGUUUACAGUACUGGUGUGUUAUUAUGGGAGAUAUCGAGCGGACAGCCUCCUUUUUAUUCUGAAAAAUAUGAUUGUCAUUUGAUUAUAAAUAUUUUGAAAGGCGUGAGAGAAGAACCUACGCCCGAUACGCCUGAAGAUUACGUUAAAAUUUACACUGAAUGUUGGGAUGGUGAGCCAGAUAAUCGUCCAACUAUCAAUCAAGUAAUGGAAAGGUUAGAAAUAACUAUAAAAAAACCAAACAUAAUGACAGAAAAUUGUCAGACGGAAAAUUUUCAAUUAUCAAUAUCAGAUAAACAAGAACUUAUGGCAUCAUCGGCAUCAUCAGUUUCUGGACUAAGUGAUAAUUUAUCACAUGGAGAAUUAUCUCAAAUUAUUCAAAAUUUUGAUAAAAUGCAAUCAAACGAAAUAGAUCCUAUAACAUCAACUGAUGAACUUUCAUCUAAAAUGAGUUUAAGUAAUGAAAUAAUACUAGAAGAAUUGCAAAAUUUUCAAGAUAAUUUCUCAAAAGUUGUUUCUCAUAAGAAAUUUCUUGCUUUAAUUAACGAAUUCGAAAAUAUUCUUGAUGAAGUCGAUGAAAUAGCACGAGAAGCUGAACAUAAUAAACAAAUUUGUGAAUUAUUUAGAGGACGAGUUUAUGAUAUGGAAUGUUAUUUUAAAUUAAUGUUUAGCCCAAAAAAUCGAGAUUGUCAAGUUGAUCAUUUUUCCAUUACACUGCAACCUAAUCGAUUAGAUUAUCGUAUUGUGACUCCUUUCUCAUUAUCUCAAGGAAAUACUAUUUUUUUUAAUUCACGUUCUAAAAAUGGCAUCAAAUUAAUUAAUUGGUCUUAUAAUUCUAUCAAAAUUGAAAUAAUUAAACCAAUUAUUAACGUUAAUGGAUCGAAAAAAGUUAAUUCGGUUUCAAAUGUAAUUCCUUAUAGUGGUGAUUACACAAUAGAUAUUUUUAACGUAUCUUCGGACUACCAAAACCCAAAAGUUGAUAAUGAAAAAGAGGUUGAAUAUUCUCUUGGUUUAAUUGGAUACAAUUUGACUAAAGAAAAUUUUGAUUCAAUAUACGUCAGUAUAAUGAAAUGGAUGAAAGAAUUUAUAGUAAAUAAAUAUUUUGAAUUAACAAAUAUCAAGAAAAAAAUUGCUAUUGAUCUCGUCAAUAUUCCUGAUAUAUAUUCAAUUGAUGAAUCUUGUUUGAACAUUAUGAAGCCAACAACAAAUUUAAAAGAAUUUUUAAUACCUAAUGACGGUAAACGCUGUGAUAAUAAUUCAAAUUAUGGAGAUUAUACAAUGAAAUAUAAGAUUUGUUUGAAUAAGAAUGACAUUGAACCUUCGGAAGAAUUUAAACAAGCUAUAGAACAAGCAAUCGAAGAUAUGAAACCACUUAUAUUUUUAAAAGAUUUAUUUGAUGAAUAUGGACUUUUUUUCCCGUUAAGUAUUAUCUUGGGAAAAUCUCUUAAAAAUACUUUACCAAACUCCUCUUUACCUUUUAAUUUCGAGAAUUUCGAGAAUCUCGAAAAAGUUGAUUUAGGAUCACCACCAUUUAGAUCUUUAAGAUCGUUCUUAAGAAAAGGAAUUUUUGUCAAAAUAAGUGAUUUAUCUGACUGGAUACGAAAUAUAGAUAAUAAUUUAGAAAUUAUCGAAUUUGACAAUGUAAUCCCUUUAUAUGAAAUCCUUGAAGCAGGACAACAGAGAAAAAUAGAUUAUAUUUUAAAUACAAAAGAUAAUUUCAAAAUUAUUAUGACGGGAUUUGCAGAUUUAAAAGAUUUUGAUAUUGACACUGAGAACGAAAAGAGAAUAAAUAUAGAUCCUACAUUAGAAGAUGGAAAUUAUGAAGUUUUUGGGUCAAUUAUUUCAAAAAAAAGUCAUAAAAAAUUAGAUGAAUUUUUUGUUACAUUUGAAUUGUAUGACUUUAGUGGAUUUUCUGCAAUAAUAAACAAAGUAUCGGAAACAAAUGCUAAUAUAAAAGAAUGUUAUAUUUUAUGGAUUAUUAUUGGAAAACCUUCGAGUUUAUCAGUAUUUAGCCCAAAAAAUCGAGAUUGUCAAGUUGAUUAUUUUUCCAUUACAUUACAACCUAGUCGAUUAGAAUAUCGUAUAGUGACUCCUUUCUCAUUAUCUCAAGGAAACACUGUUUUUUUUAAUUCACAUCUGUCAAAUUUUGAACCUAAUAAUGGCAUCAAAUUAGUAAAUUGGUCUUAUAAUUCUAUUAAAAUUGAAAUAAUUAAACCAAUUAUUAACGUUAAUGAAUUAAACAAAGUUUAUUCGGCUUCAAGUGUAAUUUCUAAUAGUCAUGAUUAUAAAAUAGAUAUACUUUGUAUAUCUUCAAAUUACAAAAACUUUAAAAUUGAUAACGAAAAAGAGGAUGAAGUUCCUAUCGAUUUAAUUGGAUACAAUUUAACUAAGGAAAAUUUUGUAAAAGAACUGAUGAUAAUUGUUCCGUUCACUAUUCCGUUUACGAAAUUUCUUCCUUUAAUUGAUGAAAUUAGAUAUAUUCUUAACGAAGUCAUUGAGAUAGCGCAAGUAGCUGAAUAUAAUAGAAGAAUUUGUAAUGCAUUAAUGCAACGAGUUUAUGCUGUAGACUUUGCCGUAUUUGAUCUUAAAGUUCAAAGAAAUAAUCAAGAAUAUUUUAAUGGAAAUAAUUAUCUACAUUUGCAAAAUUUAAUUACUAUUAUAACAAAUAUUAAAAAAUUUAUGAAAAAUAUUUCUCAAAUGAUAACUUUGUUAAAAUUAAAAUAUAUACUACCAGAAAAUAUAGAGAAAGCUCUUAAAGAAUUAUGCGGAGAUUUUGACGUUUGUAUAAUCAAAAUAGAUGCAACAAAUUUUACCACUACGAUCAAGGAUCAAAUUCGUCCCGAAGAAGAUGAACAAAACUUAAAAGCCGAUCAAGAUGAUUUAAAUAAAUAUUUUGGACAAAUAGUUGGAGUUGACGACAAAGACAAAGAAGAAAUGAUUUCAAAAAUCAAUAAAAUCAGUAUAAUGAAAAGUACAAUGGAAAAACUUUUGGAUAAGCAAAUGGAUAAUGAAUAUAACCAAAAAAAAUCUCAAUCAAAAAUCGAUGAAAUUUUUCAAGCACAUCAAUUAAUAUUUUCUGAUUACAAAAAAACUGACAAGAAACCACGUAAGGAUGGGAUUGUGACUAAAUGGGUUAGUGUUAAAAAUGAAGAAGAAGAAUAUGCAUUUAAAAGUAUAUCUGAGGAAAACAAAAUUAGCGUACAAAAUCAAGUUAUAAUUCUUAGGGAACUUCACAAUUGGCGGAAUAUAAUAAAAUUUUACGGUCUUACUAAUUAUGAAAAUAAAUGGUAUUUAGUAACUGAAUGGGCUGAACAUGGAAAUUUACGUGAAUUUUAUACAAAUAAUAAAAAUUCAUUUGAUACCAAGCUAAAAUUACGCGUAUCCCUCGAUAUUGCUCGUGGAUUGAAUUUUUUAAGAACUGUAGAGGUAAAAUAUUAAAUUUAUGUUAGUCGUUAUUUCAAUUAUUUUUUUUUUGAAAUUUUUUUUUUUAGAUUUUACAUCGUGAUAUUAGAGCUGAGAAUGUAUUGAUCACAAAUAAUAAUACAGCAAAACUUACGAAUUUUAAAUUAAGUCGUUCAUAUAAAGCAGAUACGCUGAAUCAAAGCCAUAAUUUAGAACAGAUUCGGUACUGCGCUCCUGAAAUAUUACAGAGGACUCCAGGCUUCAAAUACAAUAAUAAAUGUGAAGUUUAUAGCUU
Rhizophagus irregularis DAOM 181602=DAOM 197198 is the source of this 4108-nucleotide messenger RNA. Lineage: Eukaryota; Fungi; Glomeromycota; Glomeromycetes; Glomerales; Glomeraceae. The record is from RefSeq and is a predicted model, not a curated record.